Molecule: messenger RNA, 348 nt
Organism: Microthlaspi erraticum
Lineage: Eukaryota; Viridiplantae; Streptophyta; Magnoliopsida; Brassicales; Brassicaceae
Source: the annotation of a GenBank genome assembly
AUGUCAGAUCUUGAUGAUUUGGCUGGGGAGAUACUUUUUAGGGUUCCAUUGACAUCGCUCACAGCAGUGCGAUCUACUUGCAGAAACUGGAAUGCUCUAUCCAAAAAUCAAAUUGUUGGUAAAAGAGCAACAUCAAGUAAGCAGUUUAUCGUGUUUGUGCUGAUGGGUUUUAGAGUUCAUUCAAUGAAAUUCGAGCUCCAACGAAUCCACAACGAUGUCAACAUGGUUGAUCCAUCGAUAAAGCAAGUAAGUAUAUUUGACCAAGUCAAGAUAUCUAAAGUCUUGCACUGCCAUGGUUUAUUGUUAUGCGUCGUCGAAGACGAAAACCGUGUUGGAACUUAUUUUUGA